This is a messenger RNA of Elgaria multicarinata webbii, 3606 nucleotides long. Its product is annotated as zinc finger protein 420-like. Gene Ontology annotation, molecular function: RNA polymerase II cis-regulatory region sequence-specific DNA binding; DNA-binding transcription factor activity, RNA polymerase II-specific. Gene Ontology annotation, biological process: regulation of transcription by RNA polymerase II. Bases 133 to 3009 code for a protein of 958 amino acids. NCBI's taxonomy places the organism in Eukaryota, Metazoa, Chordata, Lepidosauria, Squamata, Anguidae. The record is from RefSeq and is a predicted model, not a curated record. The transcript is spliced from 8 exons.
ACGGCUGUUGCAUAGCGUCUUAACGGUGGGCAGAGAGGCGCCAGGCCAGCUGUUUUGCUGCCCCGACCGGAGUGAAAACUACCCCAGACUGCACGCACAUCCAAAGAAGCGGGAAGCUGUCCAGGUAAUGGGAUGGCGACUGAGGAACAGAUCUGUGUAAAAGCAGAGCCAGAGCAUAUGGAAAUGAAUGUGGUGUUAACAGAAAGCUCCAAGGAGAAGGUCUCCCAAAGCCGCAAACGGGAAAGAGAGAAUGAGAGUCUGGAGGCACCAGAGAAGCGAGAAAAAAGCACCUCUGAGAAAAUACAAGUCAGAGCUGCUCAACAUGAGGAGAGAUUAAAAAACCUUGACCAAAUUGUUAUCCAGCAGCUGAUCCACAUUGGAGAGAGAAAGAUCAUGCAAAGCAAACGGGAGGAUAGCUUCCGUCCAAGCAUGGGCCUCAGCAAGCCUCAGAUUGUCCACUUGGGAGAGAAACCGUAUCUUUGCAUUAUCUGUGAGAAAACCUUCCGCAACCACUCGGGUCUUAUGGUACAUCAGAGAAUACACACAGGAGAGAAGCCCUAUAAAUGCCCCGAUUGUGAGAAGAGCUUCAACCAGCGAUCACACCUGACAUCUCAUCGUGGAACCCACACAGGAGAGAAGCCCUUUAAAUGCUUUGACUGUGGGAAAAGCUUCAGCUACAACUCUGGGCUCAUAAUCCACCAGCGGAUUCACACUGGGGAGAAGCCGUACAAAUGCUCCGACUGUGAGAAAAACUUCAGUCAAAAAUCACACCUGCUCUCACAUCAGAGGACCCACGUGGGAGAGAAAUCCUUUAAAUGCCCCAACUGUGGGAAGAGUUUCAGUUAUAACUCUGGUCUUGUUAUACACCAAAGAAUCCAUACAGGGGAAAAACCCUAUAAAUGUUCUGAUUGCGGGAAGAGCUUCAAUCAGCGGUCACACCUCGUUUCGCACCAAGGCAUUCACACAGGACAGAAGCCAUAUACAUGCAAGGACUGCGGGAAGAGCUUUAGCUUCAACUCCGGGCUUGUUAUACAUCAACGGCUUCAUACAGGGGAGAAACCUUAUAAGUGUUCCAACUGUGGGAAAAGUUUCAAUCAGAAAUCACACCUUAUUUCACACCAGAGAGUCCACACUGGGUAUCCAAUGGUGGCUGCCAUGUUGAUUCCAAAGGACAGGAAAUGCAAAAUAGGCCGCCGGAUAUCUGCCACCUUUUGCCCCAGCUUGAAGCAUCCUGUUACGGGAGAGGGAAUGGCUACAGCAGAGCCAACUCAGCAGCUGGACCCACCUGAAGAGGAAGACAAAGAAGGGGAGCAAACAUUGUGUUUGCCUGAUCCUGAUCAAGCAUCUGCCAAGAACAAUGUUGAAGUAGGGGAGGAAGAAGACUCUGCAGCAUUUCCAGGAGCUCCAAAUUCUACUGGGACGCCCCAACCGGAAAGGGAAGAAAUGUCAUGGGGUCUCUAUCUCCAGUGCACCGAGGAAGCAGAGAGCCCACGAGGCAGCAACAAUCUGGGUGACGAGGACAGCUGGGAUUCCCAGGAAGUUUUUGUGAGCUCCUCUUGCUCAGUCUCAUCUCACCCAGAGACUGAGAAUGAAGGAGACAAUCUGGAGACCACCGAGUCCCACGUCCCCUUCUCGGGAAUCUGCAGACGGCGGGUGUCCUUGGAUGUUACGGAAGGGGAAGCCCAUGAGAAACAGGUUAAAAGCUACCUGGGAGAGAGGUGGGCUAGCCCUCCACCCUACGUGGAAAUCUUUGGGGGCGCUCAGGACUCUGUCCUCCACCAGGGACCCAGCACGCCUGGCAAGGAGCGAGGGAAAACCUUCAAGGCCAGGCCCUCCAGUCUCAUUGCCCGCCAGAGACUUCACGGGAGUAAGAAGCUCCACUGGUGCACCGACUGCGGGAGGGGCUUUGGCAUCUUCUCGAACCUGAUCCGCCACCAGAGGAGCCACGUGGGGGAAAAGCCCUACAAAUGCCCUGAUUGUGGGAAAGGCUUUGGCCACAGCUCGGCCCUUAUCACUCACCGGCGCAUCCACACCGGGGAGAAACCGUACAUGUGCAACGAAUGCGGGAAAAGCUUCAACGUGGUGUCCAACCUUCUGCGCCACCAAAGGAGCCACACGGGGGAGAAGCCUUACCAGUGUCCUGACUGUGGCCGAUGUUGCAGCCAAAGGUCCCACCUGAUCACCCACCGGCGCCUCCACACAGGGGAGAGGCCUUACCAGUGCCUGGAGUGCGGGAAAAGCUUCAACGUCAGCUCUGAUCUGAUCAAACACCGGAGGAUCCACACUGGGGAGAAGCCCUAUGAAUGCCAUUACUGCGGGAAGCGCUUCAGCGGCAGCUCCAACCUCAUCACGCAUCAGAGGCUCCAUACAGGCGAGAAGCCCUACAUCUGCCCCGAGUGUGGCAAGAGCUUCACAAUCAGCUCCAAGCUCAUCGCUCAUCAGAGAAUCCACAUGGUAGACAAACCCUACGAUUGUACAGACUGUGGGAAGAGCUUCACGGAAAGGCCCCGCCUGGCCAGGCACCAGCAGAGCCCCUACCGCCGGGAGAAACGUUUCAAAUGUGCGGAGUGCGGGAAGAGUUUCACCACCAGCUCCUACCUUAUCACACACCAGCGCACCCACACAGGAGAGACCCCUUACAUCUGUGGGGAUUGUGGGAAAAGCUUCACGGUCAUAUCCAACCUUGCCAGACACCAGAGAAUCCACACGGGUGAGAAGCCCUAUCAGUGCCCAGACUGUGGAAGGAGCUACAGCCAACGCGCCCAUCUGACGACACACCUGAGAAUCCACACUGGGGAGAAGCCUUACAUUUGCUCUGACUGUGGAAAGAGCUUCAACGUCAACUCAUCCCUUACUAAGCACCGGAGAAUCCAUACAGGUGAGAAGCCCUACAUAUGCCCUGACUGUGGGAAAACUUUCAGCCAGAGUUCCAACGUCAUCACUCACAGGAAGCUCCACCAUGGUGACAGCCUCCUUGGUGGUCCCAUUAGGGUCCUUCAGAUCAAAUAAAUCACAUCUCUACCUGGUGACUGUUGCCUUUCUGAGAAUCUAUCUGCCUCUUAGGAACUUGAAAGUGGGUAUCUUAUCUUGCCUUGUCCUUGCUUUGGAACACCACCUGUGGAAACUCUUCUCCAAAGGUUCAUGAUCACCUGUUUUAAGAACAUAAGAAAAGUCAUGCAGGAUCAGACCAAGGGUCCAUCUAGUCUGGAACUCUGUUCUCACAGAGGCUGACCAGCUGUCGACCAGGAAACCACAUGGAUGCAACAUCACCCUCCCGCCCGUGUUUCCCAGCAACUGGUGUAUAUAGGUUUACUGCCUCAGACACUGGGAUUGCAGAAGAUACUAUUAACUGUUCAGGUGUGUGACUGUGUUGGGCGGGGGCAGGAUACACACUGCAAACCUGCACCAUCACCCACCAGAGGAUCCAACUGAUUGGAAUCCCUUCUUGUGGGAAGGACUCCAGCCAGCCUGUUCUGCUCAGUACUCAUUAGAGAAUCCUUACAGGCUGGAACCCUGCAUCCUGCGGUGACUUAUUUUGUCCUUCUAAUCAGGAAAGAAUCCUAUGGGAGGAACCUCUCUUUGCUCAAAUGAUGUAUAGGUAGGCUG